UCGGUCCCAUUCAGCUCUCAGUCUGCUGCAAGUCCGGACUACAGCCCCGAGGUUCAGAGGAGCAACCAUGAGGCAGAUCUUGGUUAUGAUCCUGGCCCAAGUCCUGGUCCUGGUCUCUGGGGCCCGGUCUCCAUACCAGGCGGUCCUACAACACAGCCGCAUCCGGGGCAGACAGCAGGGUCCUAACGUGUGUGCGAUGCAGCAGAUCAAAGGGACAGACAAGAAAUACUUCACCAACUGUAAACAGUGGUACCACCGCAAGAUCUGCGGCCAGCCCACAGUGAUCACCUAUGAAUGCUGUCCUGGAUACGAGAAAAUCCAAGGAGAGAAGGGGUGUCCCGCUGCCCUGCCAUUGGUGAACAUUUACCAGACCCUGGGGGCUGUGGGGGCCACUACCACUCAGAUGUACUCGGACCGGGCUCAGCUCAGACCUGAGAUUGAAGGACCAGGAAGUUUCACCUUCUUUGCCCCAAGUAAUGAGGCCUGGGCUGCACUACCCACUGAGAUUUUGGACGCCCUGGUGAGUAACGUGAACAUCGAGCUGCUCAACGCUCUGCACUACCACAUGGUGAACAAGAGACUGACCUCCGAAGAACUGAAGCACGGAGCCACCUUCACCUCCAUGUACCAGGACUUCAACGUCCACGUGCAGCACUACUCUAACGGGAUAGUGACGGUGAACUGUGCACGCCUCAUCAAACCCGACCAGCAUGCCACAAACGGCAUUGUGCACGUGGUGGACCGGGUCAUCACCGCUGUAUCCAACGACGUCCAAACGCUCAUCGAGGUGGAUGACGACUUGGAGACACUCAGGACUGCGAUCGCAGCAGCUGGACUGACGGCCAUGUUGGAGUCUGGAGGACACUACACCAUUUUUGCUCCGACAAACGAUGCUUUUGAGAAGAUCCCACCAGAAACUCUCAACCGCAUUCUCGGAGACCCCAUUGCUUUGAGAGACAUGUUGAACUACCACAUCCUGAAGAACAUGCAGUGUGCGGAGUCCAUCGUGUCGGGCGUUCCCAUGGAGACGCUGCAGGGCACAGUUUUGGAGGUGGGCUGUGACGGUGAUCAGAUGACCCUGAACGGUAAAGCCAUCGUCACCAAAACAGACCAGCUCGGAACCAACGGAGUGGUGCACUACAUCAGCGAGCUGCUCAUUCCAGACUCAGCAAAGACUCUUCUUGAAAUUUCUGAAAGUUCCAAUGUAGCCAUGGCAACAAAGCUCCUUGUGGAGGCGGGGCUUACCACACACCUAACAGGUACAGAGGCCAUGACGCUGUUGGCCCCCCAGGAUGAAGCCUUCAAAGGCAGCGUGUCGAUGACCCCCGCCUUGAAGACCAUCUUGUCUCAGCACAUCCUGAAGGAGCGCCUUUCCUCCAAGUCUCUCUAUCACGGACAGGAGUUGGAGACUGUAGGAGGACUCAAACUCAGGGUCUUUGUCUACAGGAAUAACCUGUGCAUUGAGAACGCCUGCAUCGCUGCACACGACAAAGUGGGACGCUACGGCUCCAUGUUCACUGUGGACAAGCUACUGUCGCCCCCUGCAGGCACUGUCAUGGACCUGCUCAAGGGCGAUGACAAGUUCAGUAUCCUGGUGGGCGCGCUGCAGACUGCUGGGAUGACUGAGCUGCUGAACCAGCCAGGGGCCCUCACCUUCUUCGCUCCAACCAACGACGCCUUCAACUCCAUCCCCACGGCCGAGAGGAACAGGCUCAUGAGGAACAGUGCAGAGCUGUCGAGGCUGCUGAAGUUCCACCUGGGAGAAGGUCUGCUGGUCAGUGGAGGGGUCAGCUCUCACACCAGGGUCCAACCACUGCAGGGCGAGCGUCUGGAGCUGGGAGUGCGCAACUACACAGUGUACGUGAACCGAGUGCCAGUGCAGGACGCAGAUCUGAUGGCAACCAACGGAGUGGUGCACGCUGUCAGCCGCAUCAUCAAACCACUACCUCCUAAAGUGGAGAGAGAACAAUCCGAUGGUCCUGCUGCAGCUCUCAGGUCCCUGUCCACCGUCAGGCUGGACUCCAGGACCCUCAGUAAAGAGGAGCUGUUCAAGAGGGUGAUCCAGAGCCGCUCCAGCCAGAGAAUUCCACGCAGCCAGUAAACAAACAAACAAACAAUAAACAACAUUCCCCAAAAUGAAGCCAAAGGAGGAGCAAUGUGCUUCAAACCUCAACAUUUCUUUAAGACCUGCUUUAGACCUGGUCCAGUCCUUUAGUCCUGGUUUAGUCCUAGUUUAGGGUGAACAUGAAGUGCAUCAUAUGUAGUCAUUGAAAAGGGAUCUGAAGGUGUGCCAUUUUAAGCCAAAGAAUAUUUUUGAGUUCACACACUUUCUUGUUGUGACUUUACCCAAACAGUGUUGUAUUUCUGUAUAAAAUGCUUUUACUAAAGGUGUGUUUUAAAGAGGGAGUAUUAUGCAAAAUCGAUUUUAUGGAGCAUUUAUGUAAAACUUUCUCUCAUCAAAAACAGAAAACCUAAAGAGGAUUUAGGUGUCAUUCAUACAUGUUUCUGUAAUUUUGCAAUCUCUCCUGGGCCCUAUUUAAACCCUUCUUAUAGUUAGCUGUAGAUUCUGUGCAAUGUUCCCAUAAGUUUAUGUCAAAAGGUAAGAAGGUGAUCAAAAUAUGUUAUAUGUUGGCAGUUCAUACCCUAUAGAAGUAAAAUGCCCCCUCUUUAAACGUUGGGUGAGUGAAUCCUGCAGCAUGUGGCGGGAAAAUGUGACCGUUUUGUAAAAAAAAUAAAUUUGGAAAAACAA
Messenger RNA from Periophthalmus magnuspinnatus, 2749 nucleotides. RefSeq names its product transforming growth factor, beta-induced (gene tgfbi). Gene Ontology annotation, molecular function: cell adhesion molecule binding. The coding region runs from base 68 to 2101 and encodes 677 amino acids. Gene Ontology annotation, biological process: cell adhesion; extracellular matrix organization. Lineage: Eukaryota; Metazoa; Chordata; Actinopteri; Gobiiformes; Gobiidae. The transcript has 17 exons. The record is from RefSeq and is a predicted model, not a curated record. Gene Ontology annotation, cellular component: extracellular matrix.